AUGAAAUUCUCUUCCAUCGCCAGCGCUGCGACAGCGCUCCUCGUCUCAAGCGGUUUCGCCAGCGCUGCAUACUCCAUCGCUUCCGACGAUGACAUCAAGGCCACCACAAAAGGUCUCGCCUACGACCUCAUGAGCUUCUACGAUGGUAACUUGACUGGCCACACGCCCGGUAUUUUGCCCGGUCCUCCGCCAGCCGGUGAUUACUACUGGUGGGAAGCUGGUGCCAUGUGGGGAACUAUGAUCGACUACUGGCACUUGACUGGCGAUUCGACCUACAACGACGUUGUCAUGCAGGCCAUGCUUCACCAGGUCGGACCCGACCGCGACUACAUGCCUCCUAAUUACACUGCCUCCCUGGGUAACGACGACCAAGGUUUCUGGGGCAUGUCUGCCAUGACUGCUGCCGAGGACGGUUUCCCUAACCCACCCGAGGAUGAGGCUCAAUGGCUGGCUCUCGCCCAAGCUGUUUUCAACACCAUGGCCAGUCCCGACAGACACGAUAACACUUGCGGAGGCGGUCUCCGCUGGCAAAUUCCUCUCUCCAACAACGGAUAUAACUACAAAAACAGUAUCGCAAACGGCUGCUUCUUCAACAUUGGUGCCAGACUAGCCCGGUACACCAGGAACCAGACGUAUGCCGAUUGGGCCGAGAAGACCUGGGACUGGAUGACAUCCGUUGGUUUCAUCGAUGCCGACUACAACAUUUACGAUGGUGGUCACGUUGAGCAGAAUUGUACCGAUAUCAACAAGGCCCAGUUCUCUUACAACAACGGCGUUUUCAUCCUCGGCGCUGCCAUGAUGUAUAACUACACGGACGGCGCCGCCGCGUGGAAGACACGCUUGGACGGUCUUAUCGAAGGAACUUUGAAAAUUUUCUUCCCCAACAAUAUUGCAUAUGAGAUUGCUUGCGAGGAGCACAACACCUGCACAACCGAUAUGCUGAGUUUCAAGGGCUACGUCGCCCGAUGGAUGUCGGUCACGACGCAGAUUGCACCAUACACUGCCGACAAAAUUCUCCCAGUUCUCAAGACGUCUGCAGAUGCUGCUAUCAAGCAGUGCACAGGGCAGGAUAACCAACGAACGUGUGGCUUCAAAUGGAGCUCCGGCGUGUACGACGGCACCAAGGGUGCUGGCCAACAGAUGAACGUGCUCGGCGCCGUAUCAUCUCUGCUCAUCGGCAAUGUGAAGGCACCAGUAACAAACACCACUGGUGGUAUCUCCAAGGGAGACCCCAACGCCGGUAGUCACUCGGACAAUUUACUCGGCACAGAAACGCCAGUCACAACGGCAGAUAAGGCCGGCGCUGGCAUCCUGACCUUCCUGCAGCACCACGGUCCUGCUGGCGAGUCAUGCUCGCAACAGGGAUAUACCAGCGUCGAGGCCAAGGACGGCCUGGUUUGUAUUUACUUGGCGUUGACGAUUGUACAUUUGUCCCAAACCGAAUAUUGGGCAAUGCGGUUGUUGGAUUUGGUUCCAUUCUUCACACUCCCCUGCGGUAGUAAUGGGCACUGGAUAGCUCACGAUAAAGUCCACCAGCGCCAUGACGCCAUCUCGUCCGAGGUUGGGGCACUCGCUGGGCUCAGGCGCUGGACCUGUCAUCUGCACACGCAAACUUUGGGUGCUGGCGCACUGCUGCUUCGCACGGCUGAGCAUAUCGGACGGUUGUUCUGCCCCUCUGACCAGACGUUACAGUCUACGUCAUCUCGAAAGCUGUCGUCCUAUCCUGCAGCGGCAGCCGUUUCAGCAAAGACGUUCGAGAAGGAAUUUUGGGAACAAUGCCGAGUCCCCUUGAUAAUUCUGGCCGAUGUUUCUCCGCCAAUCACAGGGCCGGAGAGACUCAUGGACGAUCCCUCUCUCAGUGAAACCCACAGGACUAUUGUUGACAACGUUUCUCAAUUUAGCUCAUUCCGGUCUUUUCUUCUCAGAUUGAUUGGGCAUCCUCUUUCCUCCUCCAUCUAUAAAGAGUCUCGCUUGACCAGUCAUAAUCCCUGCCACCGAAAAACCACCGGGAGUUCAGCAAGCAUGCCGAUCCCGGACUUUGCCAACGAGGCAAUCUUCCCAAUCUUUGAGGGCCUCCCCAUCGAGGAACCCGGCGCCGCCGAUCCGCCCUCCUACGCCGCAUCCUCGGAGCCGCCCUCGUAUGCGCCGGCCCCCUCCGACCCGCCAUCCUACACGGACUCCCAAUCCGGCUCCGGCACCGCCAAAGCCUCCGCUUCCUCAUCCUCCUCCACGGCAGUCACGAGACCAUCCUCCCACGACGCACGCGAAGAAUGGUUCCUCAUAGCGCAGGUAAAACAGAACAUGACCAUCACGAAACCGACGCUCGUGGUCGUCGAUCGUCAGCAGACGGAGUUCGCCGUCACGUUUGAGGACCGCGGGAUCGAUUUGCGGCCCGUCAAGGGCGGGUGGACGAUUGUCGUGCCGCGCGGGGUGAGGACGGCGCCGAAGGGCGGGAAGAGGGGGGUUGUUAGGGUGCCGGAGGGGAAGGGGACGGGGGUGAAGUAUAUCCCUGGCGGGCUGGAGCAGAUUGGGGAGUUGGGGUCGCGGGUGAGGGAGGAUGGUGGGCGGUGGUUGAGGGAGUGCGCUGGGUGUGGGAAGGGGGCUGGAGAGGGUGAGACGUUGAAGAGUUGUACUGCUUGUGUUGUUGCGAGGUAUUGUGGCAAGGUGGGUCUUUACUUGAACUUCACUCUCGAAUGCCAGAAGGAGGAUUGGAAGAGGCACAAGGGGGACUGCAAGGUUCUCAAGGGCAUGGCGAACGCACCUGUGACUAGAGAAGUGGUAGUGGACAAGUUCAAGUCCGUUGCAUUGAUGAUAGAAAUCACUGUUGAGCGACCUGGGGACAACCUAAGCCAAAUUCUCUCCAACAAACAUCAACAUGUAACGAGAACGUACAAGAACGUCAAAUGA
Molecule: messenger RNA, 2907 nt
Organism: Colletotrichum lupini
Lineage: Eukaryota; Fungi; Ascomycota; Sordariomycetes; Glomerellales; Glomerellaceae
Product: glycosyl hydrolase family 76
Exons: 12
Coding region: 1-2907 (968 amino acids)
Biological process (GO): fungal-type cell wall biogenesis; carbohydrate catabolic process
Molecular function (GO): mannan endo-1,6-alpha-mannosidase activity
Source: RefSeq, a predicted model, not a curated record